Messenger RNA from Miniopterus natalensis, 5223 nucleotides. It is a transcript of the gene IFFO2, whose product is annotated as intermediate filament family orphan 2. Lineage: Eukaryota; Metazoa; Chordata; Mammalia; Chiroptera; Miniopteridae. The record is from RefSeq and is a predicted model, not a curated record.
CUGGGCGGCCUGCCCCCGGGCGGCGGGUCUCACCCGCAGCUCUAUGGCCGCCUGCCUGGGACCAUCUGGAGCUACACGCAGGUGCGGCGCACGGGCGGCGGCGGCGUGGAGACGGUGCAGGGCCCCGGCGUGUCGUGGGUGCACCCGGACGGCGUGGGCGUGCAGAUCGACACCAUCACGCCCGAGAUCCGCGCGCUCUACAACGUGCUGGCCAAGGUGAAGCGCGAGCGCGACGAGUACAAGCGGAGAUGGGAGGAGGAGCUUGCCAAGAGCAUGAACCUGCAGACCAUGGUGGACACACUGAAGGAGGCGGCGCAGGAGGCAGAAGCCAUCCAGGAUGAGAUGAACGAGACGAUCGAGAGGCUGAAGGCCGAGCUGGUGGUGUUUAAGGGGCUCAUGAGUGAUCCCAUGACAGACCUGGACACAAAGAUCCAAGAAAAGGCCAUGAAGGUGGACAUGGACAUCUGCCGCCGAAUCGAUAUCACGGCCAAGCUGUGCGAUGUUGCACAGCAGCGGAACUCGGAAGACGUGUCCAAGAUCUUCCAGGUGGUCCCCAAAAAGAAAGAACGUAAGGUGGUUUCGGAUGAUGACACCUCUGAGCAGGACGGGGAGGUGAACCGGUUCCCAGAUGAAGAGGUUGGCUCUAUGAACAUCACAGAUGAGAUGAAGCGCAUGUUUAACCAGCUGCGGGAGACUUUUGACUUUGAUGACGACUGUGACAGCCUGACAUGGGAGGAGAAUGAAGACACUCUGCUGCUCUGGGAGGACUUCACCAACUGCAACCCAACCAUCGACAUGCAGGGGGAGCAAGAGGAAAACUUGGGCAACUUGAUCCAUGAGACGGAAUCCUUCUUCAAGACGAGAGACAAGGAGUACCAGGAAACCAUAGGCCAGAUCGAGUUGGAGCUGGCCACAGCCAAGAGUGACAUGAACCGACACUUGCAUGAAUACAUGGAGAUGUGCAGCAUGAAGCGUGGCCUGGACGUGCAGAUGGAGACCUGCCGCCGGCUCAUCAAAGGCUCCGCGGACAGGAAUUCACCGUCCCCCAGCUCCGUGGCCAGCAGCGACUCAGGCAGUACAGACGAGAUCCAGGACGAGUUUGAGCGGGAGGCAGACGUGGAGCCCAUGGUCAGCUGAUGACUGAGGCCCCUGUGCCUGGUGGUCUUGGUGAUGGGGCCUCUGCCCCCUCUCCCCACAAGAUCCUUGGAGUGGGGCUCCAGUCCUCACCACACGGACUUCCUCUGCCCUCCCUUCUCUGGAGGCCCCAAGGGACGGCUGCUUCCUUCCUCCCUUCCACCCACCAUCAACCAGUGCCCUCUCCAUCCACCCACCCAAGGAAUGGUGCUCACAAUUUCUAUUCUCCACGUUACAAAUGCAGACUUCUGUCCAGAUGAUGCAGUGUUAACCGUGCCUUUUCCCUUAAGCUGAGCCACUUUGAGCUCCAAAGAAUUAUUCCUAGCAGGUGUUUUUAUACAAAACUCUAAGGUGAGGGCGGGGCCCCAGUGUGGGAUAUUGUGGUUUUCUACCCUUCCACCUGCUCCUCAGAUUGGCUAUGACCUAUGCCCUUCCCUCCUCUGCUGGCCAGCGCUGAUGGAGUUGGGCUUGGGGUGGUCCACCUUCACCCAGGACGGAGCUGUUUGCCUGUGCAAACUUUCCACGCCUGGGUGGGUACCUCCCAAGGGUUUUUCACUUACCAAAAGGGAAAAAGAUGGAAGGUGGGAAGGAAGACAAAUUUUUAUUUUCUUUUUGGAUCGAGUGGCACAGCAGAGGGACAAGGCACUGUGGGGGAAGGUGGAGCCUCACUGUGUUUAAACUACUAUGCAAAAAACAAAACAAAACAAAAAGCAGCUUGCCUUAUAUAUUGUGGAAGGUAGGCCCUCUCCCAGACUCGUGGUUUCCCCUCGGAGUUGGGAGGGAGGCCAAAGCUGGGGCGAUGUCUCUCGCAGCCUCUGAGGGGGUUCGGUCAAGGUCAGUAAAGAGGCCUGGGUCCUGCAAGGCCCUUGGCCACCUGACUGUUUGCUUUCUUGGGACCUCUGUGGGUUUGGGGGGGUCUUUUAUUGCCCUGACGACUUGAUGUUUUUCCCUAUUUCCAGCCAACUGUAAGGGGUUUUGGAUCUGUAAUUUCUCUGUGAGAAAGUCUGAAGGGAGCCAGGCCUGGUAUCGCCCCUUCCACAGUGGAGCCGGUGAGGCCCACCUGCUGCCAUCUUGGCUCUCCUCUGUGCCCCAGUUGCCCAUUGCUUGGCCACUGGCAGGCACUGGAAAGGAAAGAGGAAGGAGGCAAUGAGGGCUGCUGGCAGGUUGGAGGUGGCAGGAGUCGGCGCUCAAGUGAGAACCAUCCUUGUUCCACGUGUGCCAGCUUCUUCCCGUACUUCUCUUAACUGACCAGUUGGGGAGUUGAUUGAGCCAGUGCCUCCCCAAGGCUUGCGUGGACCUGUGUUGAAGCCACCCACCAAAUCUCAGCUUGGAGCCAGCUGACCAGGCUUUGCUUUUUUUUAAAAAAUGUCUUUUGUCCCAACUCCUGUGGGUAUGGUUGCUGAUUUUUGUUCUUGUUGGCCCAGCAGCUCCCCCUGGAGGUCAAAGGAGCACACUGUGCCCGAGGACCUGAACUUACCUUCAGGGCUUAUGUCUACAGGCAGAGGGGCGGCUCUGGCUUUGAGCAGGUUCUGGCCCCCAGUCUUUCCUCCCCAGGGUACCAGCCACCGUUAAGGGCCUUCUUUCUCUUCUGUUUGCCCCACCUGUUUUGCAGUCUUAACACCAUUGUACAUAAUAUUCACAUAAUAUAUAUAUAUAUAUGGAGAGAGAGAGAGUUAAGUGACAGUGUAUUAUUUUUAUUUAUCAGAACUGGUGGCCUCUAUUGUUUUUUUCUAUUUUGUUGUUGUUGGGAGAACCUCGUACUGUUCCCUGUGGCAGUCUGGCCGGGAGGCUUCCAUGCCCAGUGUCCCUUAUUGGCUACAAGUCCCUUGGUAGGUACGAGGAGGGACGGUGGUUUUGGAGGAGGGACAGCCCCUUCCCCUCCUCCUUCCUGACCCUUGUUCUAAAGGUUACAGGGUUCAAACAUACCUGAUUAUUAUUGUCGUUAUUAUUGUUAUUGUUGUUUUAGUUUAGCUUUAUUUUAACCAAAGGUUAUCAGAGCCAGUUGGGCUUGGACCUCAGCUGCUAAAAAGAUUUUCCGUUUCCAGGAGGGUGGGGAAAUGGCUGUCCCGCAGGCCUGCGCUGUCCAGGUGUGGUCAGGUAGGCAGAGUGGAAGCCAGCCCUGGGUUGUUCCUUGAGGUGGUGGGAGGGGGACAGGUCUAUCUUUAGAAUUAAGACAAUAAGGCAACAAUGUAUUUUGAGGGUAACUAAGGUGAUUAGUGUCCAGUGGUAUUUUUGCUUUCCCCUUUGUAGACAUAAGAUAUUUGCCACUGGGGACUAGGGGACUCUGAAUUUGUCCAAGGACUACAGAAAUGGCAGGAGCCAGAGACAGACGCUGGCUGAGGAGGUCCUUCCUGCUGGUUUUCAAAAGCCACUUUCUCCUGGGGAGCAAGGAUUUGGGGCAGGUGGAUGGGGUGGGGACAGCAAGGGUGUGGCCUACCUGCUUCCUGGGCAGGGUCCUGGGUCUUGGCCUGGCUGCCUUCCUCCCCACCAAGUUCUUUUUGGAGUUAGUUGCCAGUGGGCCCUGCUUGUCCCCUCGCCACGAGCCCACAGCUUGCCAAGAAAGACUUCAGCGCUCGCUGAGGUAGCACCAGGUCCGUCCUUUGUAAAGCUGUAAAUACUUCAUUUUAGUUUUCUACUUCUAAGCCCAGUGUCAUAUUGACAUUGGUAUUUUAGAUUGUUCUCAGAUGGGCUCUCCUGUGCUGCCCUCUCUCAACCUCCUAUUUUUGGGGGGUUUUAUAAAAUGAGGAUUGGGGAGGGGCAGGGAGAGUAAUUCCUUUUGGUUCCCUGGUUGUGGAACACACACACGCACACACACACACAGACACACUGAGACUCUGAACAGGGGAAAAAGUUCUUGGCAAGUGAACCAUGUGUUUUCUUGUGGCAAUAUGUCUCUGAAGGGCCAGUCCAUCUCGGACUUAGCUUUCUGGGUGCAGCUCAGAUGAUUUAGGGAGAAUCAAACCUCUCUGGCUUGGGAUGGUGGAGAGGGUGUGGGGUAGGGGAUAAUAUAAGGUGUAACUUAAGCUAAAUGUAAUCUAUUUAUAAAGCAAGAGACUCUCAUCUAUUUUUAUGAAAGGGAAGGUUUUUUAAUCUAGGGUAGGCAGUUGUGGUGGCCCAGCAUUUUUCUGUGGACACUAUGCAUGUUGCUGCUGGAUUUAAUAUAAUCGGUACCCCUCACCCAGUCUCCCUGUCCUCACCGCCUACUCAUCCGCACCCUUGAGUGGCUUCUGCAGAGCGUAAGGCCCCACCUCACCCCAUUUCCGUUCCCCAAUCCCCCAGCUCCUGGGUCCUUGGAAGUCUUAGGGGGGGAGGGCACUUGUGGGAAAGGGUGGGCAGCGGAGAAUUCAGAAUUGAGGUGGGUGGGUGGGGGAAGGGGGCAUGAGAUAGGGGACAAGCUCCAUUUCCAGGGUGGGCUCUGAUUAGUUGUUUGAACUAUGCCAAGAUCCAAUUCCAAGUCAGCUGUGUUUGGGCAAGAGUGGGUGGCAAUGGGGCUGUCGGUUCAGGGACCACAUGGCCUCCUUGGGGCCUGGGACCCUCUAGAGCCCUAGUGGGUCCCAGCUUGUUAGCCAGCUAGAGUGGGAGUAGAAAUGUCAUGAGAUGCCCAUAGUCCUGGCUGUACCCACUGCCUGGGCUGCCAACCUUGAUGUGCUCCUCCAGAGCCCUGGGUGAGGGAUUAGGGCAGAUUCUCUCUGGAAGGGAAUUUUUCAUGGGUGGAAGAUUUCCAGGCUCAGGGUGGGCUGUGUGCUAGUUGUGGGCAAAUCCCUCACUAUUCCUGCUGCCAAGCCCUCAAAGAAAUGAGGCAAAGGCAACUCCCGUCCCAAAGACCCCUUUGUGGACAUUUUAGCACCUACGUGAAUUUUAAUCCCACCCAGGGAGACUUUCUAUCCUGUAGUCCCAUCCCACCCCACUGUUGCUGUCUGUCUGCCAGCUGGGUCUAGCAUCAAGGGGAAGGGCGGGGGGAGGCGUUAUACUCAUUGAAAGACUACUGAUUCUACUGGGAAACCAACCUGUUUACUGUACUGUUGUAAAUACCAUGCCCUUUAUAUCCUGUAUAUUGGCUUCUUUUAAAUAAAGUGAAAUGUCUUAGAA